CUAAAAUACAAACGAAGAAGAACUUCAGGGUCUGUGUUUACACGCAGGUAUCCUCUCUUCACCAUGUCCUCCCCAGAGAUCGCCUCUCUUUCCUGGGGCCACAUGAAGGUGAAGGGAUGUGGCUCCAGCUACAAGGACUGUAAGGUCUGGCCUGGAGGCAGCCGGGCCUGGGACUGGAGAGAGACCGGCACCGACCAUUACCCCGGAGUCCAGCCCGCUGAUCUGGAGGAGGUGCUGCAGAAGGGAGUCGACUUGCUGGUCAUCGGCAGAGGCAUGAGUGAGGCUCUCCAGGUUCCCUCCUCCACGGUGGACUUUGUGAAGCAGAAAGGUGUCGACGUCAGAGUCCUCCAGACGGAGAAGGCGGUCGCUGAAUACAACAAACUGGCCGGACAGGGCGCCAAGGUGGGCGGAGUCUUCCACUCCACCUGUUGAUGGUGUCAACCGUCCCUUGCUGUGCCGCGUGUGGUUGGGGCAGUUUCUUUUGUCAGACGCACAUAAAGAAGGGGCAGAGCUUUGCCUCGGGGACUCUUGUCCAGUUUGAUCUGCAUGUUUAUCAACUUUGCAAAUUAAUUUCAGCCUAGAUUCAGCUCUAGAGCUUUUGGCAAAUGUACAGGAAUCUGCAGAGGUCGUCUUGGUGUGAGUUCACUGCAGCAACUCUUCUGCACAGAUCAGCUUCGUUUCAUAUGUGCAACCAUUUAUGAACACAGUGUGCAGCGAUGCACACGGCUCCCAUCUAACUUUAAAAAUAGUUUUACUCCCAAAUAGGACUAAAACACAGCCCUUCUCUGUUCCAACAUUUUUUUAUUAUUGUUGUAUUGUUCAAAGGCAGAUCAGAACUAUUCAGCGUCCUUCAUUAUUAAAGACACAACAGCAAAUACAUUGAUCUGCAUCAAACUCUAGACACUGUUUUUUUGAAUUUAGAAAGAACCUUUUGUGCCAUGCUUUUCAUUUCUUGGCCAAGUUACAGGAAACAAUAGGAAUCUCUUCCCCUGGUAAAGUUCCUGAACCUUUGAUUUUGUAAAAUAAAGUAUCUGAAACAUAUAGUAGAAAAAAGAGCAGCUCUUUGUGUAUUUGAUUCCAGAUAAAGAUGAAAUCCACAAACACCAUCUAAUAGCUAAUGAGAUUAUUUUAGGAGAAAUUGAAGAUGCACAAACCUGCAGGUGACCUCAGAGGCCAACUUUGUGGAAUGUAUUGUGAUGAUAUGGUGGUGAUAAUAAAAACAUUUUCUCAUGAGAGGAAAAUGUAUUUUCUGCUUGUUUGCUACACAAAAUAAAUAUAAUGAAUCAUC
Messenger RNA from Mugil cephalus (flathead mullet), 1288 nucleotides. RefSeq names its product adipogenesis associated, Mth938 domain containing (gene aamdc). Bases 64 to 432 code for a protein of 122 amino acids. Gene Ontology annotation, biological process: positive regulation of fat cell differentiation. The record is from RefSeq and is a predicted model, not a curated record. Gene Ontology annotation, cellular component: cytoplasm. The transcript is spliced from 4 exons. NCBI's taxonomy places the organism in Eukaryota, Metazoa, Chordata, Actinopteri, Mugiliformes, Mugilidae.